AAUAAAUUGAGGCACUACAAUUUAUGCGUCAUCCAUCGAGUAUUCGAAAUUUACUUUACGUUGAGUAACUGAAUCGUGUUUAAUUGAAGGAGUAAUGUGAGUUGGUUCAUUAACUACUAUGCUUACAUCAACCACCUCAGAUGAUGAAAUCCUACAACCUCUUCAAAUGACCCCUUUUGUUAUACCUAAAACUUUAUGCUCAACUCUAAUAUGCCAAUCGAUAUCGAUUAUCCGUGUUGUGUGCGCUAUGUAGACUAGUCAAUCGAUCAAUAAUUGUCACGUUCAGAGUCUGAAUGUGUAACCUGACGGUAGACGACAGAUGUCUAAUCCACUGAAAUACGAGAUUACAAAAUAUACACAUACAUGGAUCAAUAAUGGCGUCCCCAGCCCCCCUCCCCCAGAAACUUCAACUCACACUCAAAAGUCGUCAUUAUGGAACAUAACCCAUGUGUUAUCUAAUAAUAAUCAAUCAUUCAAUUGUUCAAUAUUGAUGAUAAUUUAAAAAUGACAAUCGAAAAAAGUUAUGACGCUACAGUUUUAUUAAAUACGCUCAAAUUUUAAAUUUUGAAAUUGAAAAGAAUACUAAAAUACACACACACAUUAACGCACAUAAGGACUGUACGAAUUCAUUAUCGAUUAUAUGCAUUUAUAACCUUUUAAAUGUGCAUAUUGAUCAAUAUUUUAUCGAUUUUUGUAUCGUUAAUAUUAACUAUUAUCUGGGCUGAACAAUCGUCCACAAGUAUUAGUGGUGGUAGUACACUUGUCAAUGUUGUACAACAUGAUGAAAAUACACUGAGUAAUUCAGUUACCUGGAAUCCUAUUGGACAUUGUACUCUAGUGUGUUUAAAUAAUGGAACAUGUCGUCUGGAUGAUAAUAUUAAAUCAAAACCUUACUGUGUAUGUACUCCAGAUUUCAAAGGUGUUGACUGUAGUGAAGAAACUGAGGCAGAUUUAACAACCUGUGAGGAGUCUACAUGCAAAUAUGGCGGAAUGUGUGUAGGCACAACGAAAGCACCGAGAUGUUUAUGCAAAGAAAAUACACGUGGUAAAAGAUGUGAAAGACAUGAUCUAGUUUAUGGUGUAGAAAUGAAGAUGUAUGAAAACGGUGUGGAGGCUGUCUGGAGUACGGAUUAUGAAAAGGAAUCUUCAUCCAUGUCUAUGUACAGUAAAAAAGCGAUGGAUGUAUGCAAACUACUGCGUUUGUCGAUAGCGCAAGGGCCUGAUGCAUGGCUGUCAAGUUCAUUCAUCGAUUGUAUUCUACAGAAUUACAAAUAUGGUUCAGUUAUCAUAACAGUCAAUUUAGUAUUGGAUAUACCUUUAAAUAUGCUAACAAAUAUAUCAUCUGAUGUAGUUGAACAGCAAAUUAUUAUUGGCCUACAGAAAUUGAAUCCUAACUUAGAAGAGUUCAAAGCAAUUUCAUUGGCUGAUAUAAUUGGCGGGAAUUCCUUAGCCUUCAAACUGUAUGCUAUUGAUCCCUGUACAAAUGGUAAUCAUGACUGUUCAACAAACGCUAAGUGCAUUUCCCAACCACAAGGAACCUAUGAGUGUCUUUGCAAUGCCUUCACAGUUGACGCAUCAAUGGAUGCCAACUUUCCUGGACGACGUUGCUUGUAUGAUGGUUUGAUUAUAUUUGCAUUUGCUAUAAUUGGUUGUUUGAUAUGCACUUUCACUGUACUAAUUUGUGGAUGUCGUCGAACAAUUUGGCGAAGAUAUCGUAAUGGACCAGAAUCAAUUGAUCUGAUAAAUAUGCCAAGGAAUUAUGAUAUUUAAUGUUACUAAUGUCGUUACAUUUAAAGAAGGCGCCAAAAACUUUUUAGUAAAGUAAUCUAUUUAAACAAGCAUCACAUUUCUUGAAGUUAUUGACUUGAAACAUUUUGAAGUGUUAUAUGUUGAAUUCCUGGAACAGGGAAAGUGAAUAAAAACAGAUGUUGAAACUCAACAAGGAUCCUUAUGUAUGCAUUCUUAAAUGAAGGACGUUUCAAAAGCUUUUCCAUUCUAUUCACAAUUGAAUAAAUAUACUUCCAUCCUCCACUCUAACCUCAAGCAAAGCAUCUUCAGGUAUAUACAUAUCUACAAAUCUGUUAAAAUCUGCCCACAUCAUUCAAAAUGUGUAUAUUUUUCUUCUGAUGUUUUGCUCUAAUGAAUCGUUUUUCUGUUUUGUACUGGUGUUAAGAUCAAAUCCUUGUUUAUCUCUUUUCUAAAACUUCUUUCAUAGACAACCUGAUGAGGAUUUAUUUUUUAAAGUUGUUGGUCUCGUUUGUUUUUGUUUGUUUUACACAACUGCCUUCAUCAUCCUAAUGUGAGAGAUGAUAACUUCAUCUCCCUCUCUGUCUCCUUUAUUUUGGUUCCCUUCUCUUAAGUUCGAUAAACAUCAUGUUUUCACUUUUAAUGUCAAGAUGUUUUUUUCAAUGCAGAAAAUAAAAACACAGUAGUAAACAAAAUAGAAAAGCGUUGAAUUAACUCAAGAAAAGGACUUGAAGAAUAUCAAUGUGUUUUGUGAUGAAAAAAUAAAGUGGAAUGAUUCUUUCUUUCUCUAUUUUUUUCUAAUAUGUUUUUAUUUCCUAACGUUAAACAACUGGUUUUGUAACUAACUCCUUUUAAAAAAACAAAGUAAAAGUUAAAUUUUGAUGAAACUUUUAUACAGAAUAAAAAUUGUUUGCAGUUUUUGUGACA
Molecule: messenger RNA, 2673 nt
Organism: Heterobilharzia americana
Lineage: Eukaryota; Metazoa; Platyhelminthes; Trematoda; Strigeidida; Schistosomatidae
Source: the annotation of a GenBank genome assembly